This is a messenger RNA of Nematolebias whitei (Rio pearlfish), 1284 nucleotides long. RefSeq names its product roundabout homolog 1. Bases 1 to 1152 code for a protein of 383 amino acids. The transcript is spliced from 6 exons. Lineage: Eukaryota; Metazoa; Chordata; Actinopteri; Cyprinodontiformes; Rivulidae. The record is from RefSeq and is a predicted model, not a curated record.
AUGUCUGUUCCUCAUGUUAAUGCCUUGGACUGCGAUGAAUAUAGUCUGCCCAUGGAGGGGAGCUUUGGUCCAGAGGACAGCAUAAGAAGCUGCCCCAUCCCUCCAGUUCGAGGAGCGACAUCAUCUCCUACCAAAGUGUCCUGCAGUCACCUGGGUGCCACAUCAGCACAGGGAGACAUGAGCAACGGCCUACACGACGGAGCCGAACACCUCAACCACACCUACAGCUCAAUCCCCCUCUGCUUGGAUGCAGAUGGACGAGAGGACAACGAGGAAGAGGUGGAGGAGGAAACAGACACGGAGAUGGCUGAAAAUCUUUACAGCCAAUCCUCCCACCACCAUAAGCACAAGCACCGGCUGCACCACCUCUCUCCGCACAAGCAGCUCCUCCGAGAGCUGGAGCAGACCCCAGUCUCUAGCACCAGGGACAUGGACAGAUCAGUCACAGGGUCUAUGGUUAACAGCUGGGGCUCGGCAUCGGAAGACAACAUCUCAUCAGGCAGGUCCAGCAUUGUCAGCACCUCGGAGGGUUCCUUCUUCACAGAUGGUGAUUUUAGUCAGGCAGUAGCUUCUUCACGGGAUGUUGUGGGGCUGCCCAUUUGCAGAUACCUAGAGGAAUCAGGACGGCGACAGCAGCGGGCAAGCAGCCCCAUGUCAACAGACAGCAACAUGAGUCCUGCUAUAACACAUAAAAGGCCCAGGAGGCAUAAACCAAACCAGUCUGGUCAAGAAAGCUGCCAAUCCAAAGAUCUCUUCAGUGAUGAUACUUGUAUGCCUCUUAAUUUCUCCAGUCAGAUAUCCCACUGUGACUACAAAGUGAGAGGGGCCACUCUGCCUCGGAUGGGCUCCAGGCAGGCCCGGGGCAGACGAGGCAGCGCUGGGACUCACAAGGUCAGGGAUGGUGCAUUAGAGCAAAGAGAAAGUCAAGAGACACACAAAAUUCCACAAGGAGGGAAAGGAACCAACAAAAGCCGUCAGCAUUCAGAAUCAAGGGACAUACUUCUGUACAGUCGUCCCUCUUUCCCAUCAACACAUGCUCAGAGGGAGCAAGGCUCUAACUCAUCUGGCUUUCAAUCUUGUGGAAGCUCCAGGACCAAACAGGGAGAGCAGGAUUCCUCUACAGGACAGGUGGAUGAGCUGCUGAAGAGCUAAGACACAUUGGAAGUACAAGAAGAAUAUCCUGCAGAUGGUUCAAAGGACAUUUUCAAUACGAAGAAAGACACUGCACAAUGCACAAUAUUUUCUACUUUGAAUUUUUCAUUUGCUGUUAAAAAAGUGGGCUAA